ACAGGCCUGGUUACUGUAGAAGACUAAAAAUGGCCGACAGUUCGGAAGACGAAGAGUCAGAUAAUUUUGUGCCUUACAGCGAGCGAGACGAGUGGAAGGAUGUGACUCCAGUUGAGCAGGACGAUGGUCCCAACCCUGUAGUGGCCAUCGCCUACUCUAUUAGAUUUAAAGAUGUGUACGACUACUUCCGAGCUGUACUGAAGUCAGGAGAGAUGAGUGAGCGAGCACUGACCCUCACCUCAGAUGCUAUAUCUUUGAAUGCUGCUAACUACACUGUUUGGCAUUACCGGAGGCUCGUACUACGAGCUCUUAGCAAAGAUCUACAAGAGGAACUGGAAUAUGUCAGCAGAGUGAUUGAAGAUCAGCCAAAGAACUAUCAAGUGUGGUACCAUAGACGAAUGCUUGUAGACUGGUUAGGAGAUGGAUCACAGGAGUUAGAGUUCACACAAUCCAUUCUUCGACCAGAUGCUAAGAACUACCACGCCUGGCAGCACCGCCAGUGGGUUAUCAGGGCGUUCAACCUGUGGGACAAUGAGUUGGAAUAUGUGGACAAACUUUUAGCUGAAGACCUUAGGAAUAAUUCAGCAUGGAAUCAAAGAUAUUUUGUGCUAUCUCAUACAGGAUUCACUGAAGAAGUGAUCAAACAGGAAGUCAAGUUUGUCUUAGAUCUUAUAGAAAAGGUUCCCAACAAUGAAAGUGCUUGGAAUUAUCUCAAGGGUGUUCUCAGUAAGACAGGACUCAGUAAGUAUCCGGGCUUGAAAGACUCCCUUGAUGAGAUGUACACAAGGGGAAUAGACUCCCCCUACCUCAUGGCCACCCUGAUUGACAUCUAUGAGGAAGAAAUGGAGGAGAAUAACAGUGAGCCGCGCACACUGGACAAGGCUUUGGAUCUUUGUGAGAAGUUAUCAACCGAUGUGGAUUAUAUACGACGAGAAUACUGGAAGUAUGUUACCAGAAGCCUUCAGAUUAGAUUUGGUGGAGCCAGCUCAUAAAACAGACAUUAUCAGGGACACAACUAUUAUCUAUGGGGGAUCGUUACAUUAAUGUACAUUUUUAAAUCCUGGAAAGACGUUCAUCGUAGUGAUACAAGGCUAAAAAUAUUCAAAAUAAAUUGGGUUUGUGUCGCGGUAGGUGAAACUAGUACCAAGUAACAGCUAUGAAAAACAUAGGUAGGGGUAGACUUUCGACCUAAUUAGUAGGGCUCGGUUUAAGGUAUUGCUUACACUGUUAAUCUCUGAAUUUAGAUAACAUUUUUCUCGACGAAAAGGAAAAGUUCUUUCAUCAAAAUAGACACCUAAAAUACACCAAAAUUAAUCAGGAUGUUGCAAUAGCAAAGUUCUAGGGUAGUAUUUCAUGUCCGGUUCAUGUUUUUAACUCGCCUCACUCCUGUCCAUUCUUGUACUCUUAUUUCUAUUACCCUCCGGGCUAACGGCCUGACGGUAUGCGGUCAAUAAACACCAAUUUAUCGCUA
Molecule: messenger RNA, 1471 nt
Organism: Nematostella vectensis (starlet sea anemone)
Lineage: Eukaryota; Metazoa; Cnidaria; Anthozoa; Actiniaria; Edwardsiidae
Product: protein farnesyltransferase/geranylgeranyltransferase type-1 subunit alpha
Exons: 7
Coding region: 30-992 (320 amino acids)
Biological process (GO): protein farnesylation; protein geranylgeranylation
Cellular component (GO): protein farnesyltransferase complex; cytoplasm; CAAX-protein geranylgeranyltransferase complex
Molecular function (GO): protein farnesyltransferase activity; CAAX-protein geranylgeranyltransferase activity
Source: RefSeq, a predicted model, not a curated record